Psylliodes chrysocephalus is the source of this 909-nucleotide messenger RNA. NCBI's taxonomy places the organism in Eukaryota, Metazoa, Arthropoda, Insecta, Coleoptera, Chrysomelidae. The record is from the annotation of a GenBank genome assembly.
GUACAAUGGGUCGAAGAGUUUGAAAGAUAUAAGCAAUUUCCAGAAUUUAAAAUCAAAAAUAAGGAUAUGACUUUAAAAGAGUUCAAAUUCAUCUGGCAUAUGGAAUACGGACACAGGCAAUGGGGAAGAGCCAUAGGAGCGUUUUUUUUAAUCCCAGCAGCUUAUUUCUGGAUCAGAGGUAGACUGACAUCGCCAAUGAAGAAAAAAAUUUUAUUGUUUGGAUCUCUCAUUGGAGCACAGGGCUUGAUGGGUUGGUAUAUGGUAAAAUCUGGUCUUGAAGACCGCUUUCAUGAAGCGAGCGAUGUACCAAGGGUAUCUCAAUACAGGUUGGCGUCGCAUCUUACUUUAGCGUUUGUACUCUAUGCAGCAUUCUUAAGAUCUGCUUUGGAAAUUUUAACGCCGGCUCAUAGUAUAACUUCAGAUAGUAAGAAAGUACUUUCACAAUAUAGGAAGUUUAGAAUGCUGGCACAUUCCGCAAAAGGGCUGAUAUUUAUUACUGCCAUUUCAGGUGCAUUUGUAGCUGGUCUAGAUGCCGGACUAGUUUACAACUCGUUUCCCAAAAUGGCGGAUAAAUGGAUACCAGAUGAUAUAUUAGCACUAAAACCAAAAUUUUGUAAUUUUACUGAAAAUCCUACGACCGUACAGUUUGAUCACAGAAUUCUAGGCACAACUACGUUAAGUGUGAUAACAAUUUUAUAUAUUUUAUCGAAGAAACGAGUAUUGCCACCAAAAGCCUACAAAGCAGCAUCAGUAUUAGCAGUUCUGGGGUACCUACAAGUUGCAUUGGGCAUAACCACCUUAUUAACAUAUGUACCAGUCAGUAUAGCUGCUUCCCACCAAACUGGCUCACUUGCCGUUCUGUCAGCCGCGAUAUGGUUGACGCACGAAUUAAAAAGGUUGCCUAAAUAA